AUGAUUGUGCUAUGCGUUGUGGCUGUCGGCAUUGGCAUCAUUGUUUACCAAGUGUGGCAGAGCAGCAAGGGUCUCGUGCUGCAAUACAACGAAUUGAAAGGCCAAGGGCUGUCCGUAUCGAAGAUCCAAGCCGUCGUCGCCAGCUCACCGCUGGCCAAAUCGGGCGAGGGAGGGGAAACGAAAGAGAAGUCGGUGAUCGCC
Mesorhabditis spiculigera is the source of this 201-nucleotide messenger RNA. The record is from the annotation of a GenBank genome assembly. Lineage: Eukaryota; Metazoa; Nematoda; Chromadorea; Rhabditida; Rhabditidae.